UUGAAUAAACGGUAACCUUAAAGCGUGCAUUUGACCGCAUAUAAAUGCACGUAGUGAAUUUUAUUAACGCGAGUGAAAAUAAAUUAUUGUAAUCGUGAAAAGUUACUAAUAGUUUAUAAAUGUUAUGGAAGUGUAAUUAGGGAACAGUUGAUCAACUGCUUGUUUUUAAGGUGCAGAAAAAAUGGAAAUAGAAAAGCAAAUAAUCAAGACGUAUAGUAGGAGACAGCCUAUUACGAGAUACGAGUCCUGUGCCGUGCUUGUACCUAAUUAUACAAAUCCAACACAGGUUCGAGAAUCCAGAUUGAACGACAAAACUUUAAUGAUCGACAAUUUCGACGAUACCUUUGAUAGAUUAGCCACCGGAGUUGUAGUACCGUCUCCGGAAAAUUCAUUGGAUGAAAAUGGAGUUGAUAGUAGAAAGAGAAGUGACACUGUUGAUAUUUUCAAAAUGCCAUUGCAAGCUAAAAAGAAACCAAUACAAAAAGAAAAGCUAAAGAAAAAGGAUAUGGUUCCAAAAGCUAUUGGUGUAAAAAGGAAAAAUGUAGUCAUUGAUAGUGAUGAUUCUAACUCGAGCGAUCAAGAGGAGACUUGCAAAAAACAAGUUGACAAUAAAAAGUCCAAAGAGAAAAUAAAAAAAGUGGUUAAGCGGAAGAAAAAUAUGUCUACAGCUAAAGCUGUGGUAGGUGAUAAACUUGUUGCCAAUGAUAGUGUAAAUGAAAAUGCAUCUGAUAAUUUUGACGAUAAGGCAGAAAAAAGCACAAAUACUGACAACUUCAAAAAAUCAAUUGAAGGUUCUGUAAACCAACAUGAAAUUCAACGCUAUUUUCAAGCAAGUACUCCUAGAGUAAAUAAAAUACAAACUAACAUAGAUAUGCAAAAUCUAUCUCCUGUAAUAAUGGAUACUGCAAAUAAAAGAGUAUUACAUUUGAGCAUUGAUGAAGAGCAUGCUGAAAAUGCUGCACAUGAUAAACAUAAUAGAAGUGAAAAUUUUAAUCAGAAUGUAGAGUGUAAUCAGAGUAAUACCAUAAACACAAAUGAUAAUUUUGCAAAACCAAGAGAAUUUACAAAAGUUGAUCUGUUGAAAACUUUUAAACAUCUAUGUACAAGUACUCCUAGAGUGAAUAAGAUUUGCAUGCCUGUUAAUCUUCAAUAUUUGUCUCCUAUAGCAUCAACUAAAGAAAAAAGAAUCACUGGUAAUGAAAAGUCUUCAACUGUAGAUGCAGAUACUAAGAAUGAACAAAAUAGUGAUAUGGAAUCAAAUUUCAAUGAUGUUCAAGUGCUAUCUGAACUACUAGUAGAAUCUGUACAGUCACCAACUAAACUUAAUGAAAUUGAACACAGUGUUAUCAAAGAAAGUAAUGAGCCACUAUAUCAAGAAAAAUCUUAUGCAGAUCAUUCCAAACAUCAGGAGUUGCCUGCCUCAAACAUACAAAUUCAAAAUAAUAAUCGAGAUGAAAGCAUAAAUGGAAAUGGUACAUCAGAAUCUACAGUUGGCAAUCAAGAUGAUUCAUUAUUAAAUGUAGAUGAUCGAUCAAACACAAAACAAUUCUUAUCUGAAAAUACUCAAAAUUAUGACCAUUCUCCUCUCAUAUUUGAUGAUUCAGUACAUGUUCAAAAUGAACUAGGAAAGAGUAAUGUAGUUGCAGACAUUGACAAAGUGAAUGAUAUUGAAAUAAAUUUCAAUCAGAACUUCUCUAACAAUAUUGAACAAAAAAAUAAAGAAUUAGGUAAUUCAAAAACUACUGAUGUUGACCCACCAAUUUCUAAGAAUAAUAAUUUUAAUAUUUCAACUGAAUCCUCAUUUUUUCCUGAUGAUUGGACUAAUGAUUAUGAUUCUACUUAUGGCUAUGAGCAACUCAAAAAUAAUCUUGAAAAAGAUAAUACAGUUGACUCUAAGCUCAUUCAAGAUAAAAUUAAAAAUUCUUUUAAUGGUAGUGAAAAUACUAAUAUAAGUGAAACAAAUGUUACUGAAGACAAUGAAGGCUUAAAUAUGUUUGACAAUACAGAAUUACAAUCUGUUAAAGAUUAUGAGCAAGAAAAAGCAGAAGAUACACAUUACAAUGGAAAUGUAUUUAAAAAUAGGAAAAAUGAAUUGGAUGAACAAGAAAAAUAUCACAAUGAUCUAAAUAUUUCUAAUAAGGAUUAUCACGAUUCAACAAAUUUAGAAAAAGACAAUAUACAAAAUAGUCAAAUUACAGUUGAAGGAAAACAAUUUUUACAUAGUAGAAAUAAAAGUACAAACGAAGAUAAUCAUGAUUCAAUAUAUGCAGAAGAAGAUAUUCAGAGGAGUCAAGUUACAAUUGAAGAAAAGCAACUUGAACAAAUUGAAGAAAGCAAAGAUGUAUCACUCCUUAAUCAACAAAAUGGAAGUUCUACAUUAUCAAUCAUUGAGAAUUUGGAUGAUUUUAUAUCACCUGGUUUCACAGCAAGACCUUCAAAAAGAAGAAAAGUUGAUACAAAUGAGAUUCCAAUUUUUCAUAAUCUGAAAGAUGAUGAAGCACAUGUGCAAAAUGAAAAAUAUUUUCAGCAUGAGAAUAACAGAAAUGUUGUUGCACAUAUUUCUAUGCCUGAAGAUUCGAUUGGUGAAAGUGUAAAUAUUGAACCUAUUGAAAAUACUAACUCAGCCAAUCCAGAUCAACAGGAAGAGAAUAGCCCAAAACUUCCUGACAAAGUAUUGCAAAUAGUUCUUUCAAGAACAAAUAAAAAAUAUGAAUCGCCAAUUUUAUCUCAAGAAAAACUAAUAAAAAAAACACCUGCAAAAUAUGUAUCAGAAAUAUCUGAAGAUUCCAAUGAUGAAAGUUUUUCUAAAGAAAAGAAACAAUCAAAUACUAUCAGAGUAACAAGAAGAUCAGUUAGUGAAGAUAAAAUGAGGCAGCUUUAUGUACAAUAUCAAUGCAAAAAUUUAGCUAUCUAUGCAGUCAGAAUAGAAGAUCAAAAAGUGAAUUUGCCACUGACAAGAAGUUUGAAAAGAAAAUCGAUAGAAAGUAGCAUCUCGAAGGAUAACGAGCUCGACAAUAGUUUAACUAACGGAAGACUAAGCGAAUUCCUUUCGAAAUUGAAUGAUCCCGUGAAAGUGGCGAUGAGGCGAAAAACACAAAAAAAAUACGAUAUGCACUUAGCUGCGAUUAAUGAAAAUCAAGCAGGCCAAAAUUCUGAGGACGUGAAUGGUAAGAAAAUAGUGACUUGGAGCAACGGUAAGCGAGUUACUUUCAACGAAAGGGGAGAAAACUCUAAAGAAAUCGAAUAUAAUGGUUACGUAAGUCAGCCCAUAUUUUUAAAACCUGGUAAAUCUUGGGCCAGAUCAUUGUCUAUCAUCAAUCACUUCCAUAAUGGGAAAAAUCUUGACGAGUUAGCUGCUGGUAGGGAAAAUUGGAGGCAUAGCGUUCAAACUAUCUUGAACAUGCAACCAGAAGUGUCUGGUCAAAAUAACUUGCAAAACCAUGAAGAAACUCGAAGAAAAUCACGUGCUUCACGUGUGUCUACGCGAAGAGAAUCCAAAUCAAUGAGGAAAUCUUCAAUUGCUAGUAACUCACGAUCAUCUAUGAGAAUUAUACCUAGUGGGAAAAUGUCUACUCUCACUAAUGAUCUGAUGAACUCACAGAGGAUUAGUUACGUUUCUGACAGAUCUAGAGCAUCAAAAAAAAUGUCUUUGAAAAUUCAAAGGGAUACUCUCAUCGAGACUGAGGAUGAUCUUAUUAGAUCUGCCAAGGAUAUCAUUCUGAAACGAUGUAAACAAACGUCUUACGAGUCAUUUGAUGUUUGCUUCCCUAAUUCAUAUAUAGAAAACUGUCGCAAAAUCGGUGAAGGUGUUUACGGAGAAGUAUUCCUAUAUGAGAAUGGUUCUGAAAAGUCUGUGAUAAAAAUAAUCCCCAUUGAAGGAGAUCAACUAGUCAAUUGUGAACCGCAAAAGAAAUUUCAUGAAAUUCUUUCGGAAAUUAUUAUUGCCGAAGAACUGCACAAACUGAGAUCUAAUGAUCAAUUCCAUACAAAUGAUUUUGUUGAAGUCAAUAGGAUAAUGUGCGUUAUUGGAAAGUAUCCCGAGAAGUUGAUAAACCUUUGGGAUGCAUAUGACGAAGCGAAAAAAUCUGAAAACGAUCGUCCGUCUAUGUUUGAGAAGAAUCAGUUGUAUAUAAUUUUGGAGCUUGCUCAUGGUGGACAAGAUCUCGAAGCUUACACAUUUCAAAACGCAUCAGAGUCUUAUGCUAUUUUCUUACAAACUGCAUUAACGCUGGCCGUUGCCGAACAAUCUUUGGAAUUCGAGCAUAGAGAUUUACAUUGGGGUAAUCUUUUGAUAUCAAAAACAAAGGAUAAAGAUUCAACUUACAAAUUAGGCAACAAAGAUAUUUCACUGUCAAAUAAAGGAGUCAAAGUUACAGUAAUUGAUUUCACGCUAUCGAGAAUGUCAUAUCAAGGUUGUAACAUUUUCAAUGACUUGUCAACCGACCCUACCUUAUUCGAAGCACAAGGAGAAUAUCAAUUCGAUAUUUAUAGGAUGAUGAGGGAUAAUGUCAAUGAUGAUUGGCAACAAUUUAAUCCAUUCACUAAUAUAUUGUGGUUGGAUUAUAUCCUCGAUAAAAUGAUAACCGCAGUAAGGUAUAAGAAGAAGACGACAAAAAUUCAUAAAAAUGCUAUCGAAGAAAUGAAGAUCUUGAGAAAAGAAAUUUUGUAUUAUUCAAGCGCUUUUGAUUUUGUGACUAAUUGUAAAAAGGUUCAAACUUUAUUUGACAGUAUUUAAUGUGCCAUUUCGUUGGCUGCCUUAUUCAUCGUUGCUUAUACAAAAUUUUAAACCUUGUUAUUAACAUUUUGUAGUAGCUCUUGUAUAUAUUUAUUUUUAAUAGGAAAUAUUUAAUCAUAGGUUAUUGUAUUUAUCAAAGAUUUAUAUAGAUAUAAAUUUUUUCUACAUAGUUGUAUUUUGUUUAGACUUAGAAUGUUUGACAUUCUCGAUAUGCAAGGUGUAAAGUAUCGUCAACCUCAUAAAUUUCUACGUCGAUGCGAUCCUGAUUCAAUAUAGUUGAUAAAAGCAUCUGUUGGAUAAUCUAAAAAUAAAGAACAAACAAUUAUUUUCAAUUGCACUCUUUUAAAAUCUUUGAAAAACGUUACCUUUGCUGUCUUAUGUCCAAUUUUAUUUCCAUAUAUUUGGAGUUGUCGCAGCACCCAAAUUUUUUUUAUAGAAUAUAGUAGUUCACUACAGCCUUCGUCAUUGAAACGAUUGUAUGAUACAUCGAGUAUUAUUAUUCUAGAAACUGAUAUUGCUCUACUUAAUGCUCUAG
Molecule: messenger RNA, 5270 nt
Organism: Phymastichus coffea
Lineage: Eukaryota; Metazoa; Arthropoda; Insecta; Hymenoptera; Eulophidae
Gene: Haspin
Exons: 9
Coding region: 182-4735 (1517 amino acids)
Biological process (GO): intracellular signal transduction; mitotic cell cycle; protein phosphorylation
Cellular component (GO): cytoplasm; nucleus
Molecular function (GO): ATP binding; histone H3T3 kinase activity
Source: RefSeq, a predicted model, not a curated record